GUCAACAGCCCGUGGAGUGAAGGAGAUUAUCCGGAUACAUUGGGGCCGCACCAGCCAAUCCGGAGCUUUUCUGUUAGACAAGAUACGCUCCUCUGUCAAAGAGGGAGAAGGCGUGAAACAAACCAACAAACUAGCACCACUACUACUCUGCUGCGAUUUGCGACAAGCGAAUCGCGGCUAGCAGGAGUUGGAAAGUGGCGGCCCGAGCCAUGGCGACGCCCUGCCGCAUCCGCCGCCUGCUCGUCCUGCUCGCCGCCGUCGCCGUCGCGGCGUCUCACCCGGCACACGAGUUCUGCGCGGCCGCGGGAGGAGGAGGAGGAGGCGCCGGCGGCUGCGGAGGAGGAGGGGACGGCACGAGGAUCCUGAUCAAGGGCGGGACGAUGGUGAACGCGCACCGGGCGGAGGAGGCCGACGUCUACAUCGAGGACGGCGUCGUCGUCGCCGUCCGGCCGAACAUCCCGGUUGGUGACGAUAAUGUCAAAGUGAUCGAUGCAACCGGAAAAUAUGUCAUGCCAGGUGGAAUUGACCCGCACACCCACCUGGAGAUGGAGUUCAUGGGAACUGUAACCAUAGAUGACUUCUAUAGUGGUCAUGCAGCAGCCCUGGCUGGUGGGACGACAAUGCACAUUGACUUUGUCAUUCCAGUGAAUGGAAACUUGACUGCAGGCUUGGAAUCCUACAAACACAAAGCAGAAAAAUCUGCUAUGGAUUAUGGAUUUCACAUGGCCAUUACCAAGUGGAAUGAUGAGGUUUCAAGGGAAAUGGAAGUGAUGGUCAAGGAACAUGGGAUCAAUUCUUUCAAGUUCUUCAUGGCAUAUAAAGGUUCAUUGAUGGUGACGGACGACCUCCUCCUUCAAGGCUUACAGAAAUGCAAGUCUCUUGGUGCACUGGCUAUGGUUCAUGCAGAGAACGGGGAUGCUGUUGCUGAGGGACAGCAGCGGAUGAUUGAUCUUGGGAUAACUGGUCCAGAAGGGCAUGCUCUCUCAAGACCUCCAGUUUUGGAAGGCGAAGCAACUUCACGGGCAAUUCGAUUAGCAAAAUUCGUCAAUACACCGUUGUAUGUUGUUCACGUGAUGAGCACUGAUGCAAUGGAGGAGAUUGCCAAGGCUAAAAGAGAAGGCCAGAGAGUCAUUGGUGAACCUGUGGUAUCUGGGCUAGUCCUUGAUGAUUCUUGGCUUUGGGAUCCUGACUUCGCAACUGCUUCAAAGUAUGUGAUGAGUCCUCCAAUCCGGGAGGCAGGGCAUAAUAAAGCGCUUCAAGCUGCUCUUUCAUCAGGGAUAUUACAGCUUGUGGGAACUGAUCAUUGCACCUUCAAUUCCACUCAGAAAGCUUUCGGUUCUGAUGAUUUCAGGAAGAUUCCCAAUGGCGUAAAUGGUAUUGAAGAAAGGAUGCAUAUAAUUUGGGAUAGCAUGGUGGAGACCGGCAAGAUCACAGUCACCGAUUAUGUGAGAGUGACAAGCACAGAAUGUGCCAAGAUCUUCAACAUAUACCCGCGAAAAGGAGCAAUCCUCGAGGGAUCUGAUGCAGACAUCAUUGUCCUGAACCCCAAGAGGAGCUUCGCAAUGGGCACGCGCACACACCAUACGAGGUCCGACACGAACGUGUACGAGGGCAGAAAAGGAAAGGGAAUGGUAGAGGUGACCAUCUCAAGAGGGCGAGUGGUGUGGGAGGAUGGCAAUCUGAACGCCGUGCCCGGUGCAGGAAGAUACGUCAGGACACCGCCUUUCGGAUACCUCUUCGACGGCCUUGACAAGUCGGACGCCGUCUACAGGGCUUCCCUCCGAGCACCUGUACAGCGUGGUGAGGCUGCUGCUGCUGCUGCUUAACUGCGUGUUCCACGGCUGGUCUCAUUGCCCCACUGACGGUACCACUAUCCCAUCUGGUUCAAGGACAAAUUGCACCUAAAGGUGAACGCCGUCUGCUCCAUGUGUAGCUUCCUUGUACAUACAAAUCUGCCUCGUUUAUAUCCAGAUUCGGACAUAGGUGAAAUUGUAAAGUUAAUUAUGCAUACAAGGCACUUCAUUUAUUUUCUUGCGAAUAUAAAAAUCACAUUUCUGAUUGGGGAAA
Triticum urartu is the source of this 2067-nucleotide messenger RNA. RefSeq names its product pyrimidine 2 (gene PYD2). Gene Ontology annotation, biological process: pyrimidine nucleobase catabolic process. The record is from RefSeq and is a predicted model, not a curated record. Gene Ontology annotation, cellular component: cytosol; cytoplasm. Gene Ontology annotation, molecular function: dihydropyrimidinase activity. Lineage: Eukaryota; Viridiplantae; Streptophyta; Magnoliopsida; Poales; Poaceae.